This is a messenger RNA of Gekko japonicus, 1482 nucleotides long. RefSeq names its product solute carrier family 7 (amino acid transporter light chain, bo,+ system), member 9 (gene SLC7A9). NCBI's taxonomy places the organism in Eukaryota, Metazoa, Chordata, Lepidosauria, Squamata, Gekkonidae. The coding region runs from base 1 to 1482 and encodes 493 amino acids. The record is from RefSeq and is a predicted model, not a curated record. Gene Ontology annotation, molecular function: L-amino acid transmembrane transporter activity. The transcript is spliced from 12 exons. Gene Ontology annotation, cellular component: membrane. Gene Ontology annotation, biological process: amino acid transmembrane transport.
AUGGACGGAAGCAUAAGAUGCCGAAGAGGGAGCUCAGACCAAGGAACUGAUGCUGGGUUGUCUGUCAAGAGCAAGAAAUCCAAAUCCAUGAACCUGCAGAAAGAGGUGGGUUUGAUCAGUGGAAUCUGUGUCAUAGUUGGGACUGUGAUAGGUUCAGGGAUCUUUAUUUCUCCCAAGUCCGUGCUGGCAAAUGUCGGGGCAGUUGGGCCUUGCUUAGUCAUAUGGGCAGCCUGUGGACUUCUGGCUAUGUUAGGGGCGCUGUGCUUUGCCGAACUUGGCACCACAAUAACAAAAUCGGGAGGAGAAUACCCUUACCUUAUGGAAGCUUUUGGCCCAAUACCCGCCUUUUUGUUUUCCUGGACUGCUUUCGUUGUCAUGAAGCCCAGUUCCUUUGCCAUCAUUUGCCUCAGCUUUGCCAAGUAUGCGUCGGCUCCGUUUUAUCCAGGAUGCGACCCUCCCGUAGCAGUCGUCAAGUGUUUGGCAGCCGCCGCCAUUUUGGUCAUUACUACAGUGAAUUCUCUGAGUGUGAAGCUAGCGAGCUACAUGCAGAAUUUUUUCACCGUUGCUAAAAUGGUGAUCGUUGUCAUCAUCAUUAUAAGUGGACUUGUCCUCCUUGCCAAAGGAAACACACAAAAUUUAAUGAAUUCAUUCGAUGGUCCCCCAAUUUCAGUGGGUGCUAUUAGUCUGGCUUUUUAUAAUGGACUCUGGGCAUACGAUGGAUGGACUCAGCUCAAUUAUAUCACAGAAGAGCUUAAAAAUCCCUACAGGAAUCUACCGCUGGCUAUCCUUAUUGGAAUCCCACUGGUCACAGUUUGUUAUACUCUGAUCAAUCUUUCAUAUUUCACGGUUAUGACUUCAACAGAACUCCUGCAGUCCCCAGCAGUUGCUGUGACAUUUGGAGAUAGAGUUCUUUAUCCUGCUUCUUGGGUUGUACCGCUGUUUGUAGCUUUUUCAACCAUUGGGGCUGCCAAUGGGACUUGCUUCACUGCCGGCAGGCUCAUUUUCGUAGCAGGUCGUGAAGGACACAUGUUAAAGGUGCUGUCCUACAUCAGUGUUAAACGCUUGACUCCGGCGCCAGCCAUCAUAUUUUAUGGUGCAAUAGCCAUCAUUUAUAUCAUCCCUGGAGAUAUUGAAACACUGAUCAACUACUUUAGCUUCGCUGCUUGGAUAUUCUAUGGCUUGACUGUGCUGGGACUUAUUGUCAUGCGCUUUACAAGAAAAGAACUCAAAAGGCCAAUCCGUGUACCAAUUAUCAUCCCCAUCAUCGUGACAUUGGUAUCCGUCGUGCUGGUGUUGGCACCCAUCAUUACUGCUCCUGAACUGCCGUAUUUGUACUGUACUCUAUUUAUUCUUAGUGGACUUAUCUUUUAUGUCCUUUUUGUUCAUUUUAAGUUCAACUGGGCUCAAAAAAUUUCAAGGCCAAUCACUAUGCAUCUUCAGAUGCUUUUGGAAGUUGUUCCACCAGAGGGAGUUACAGAAUAG